This is a messenger RNA of Pectinophora gossypiella (pink bollworm), 4582 nucleotides long. It is a transcript of the gene Rab35, whose product is annotated as ras-related protein Rab-35. Gene Ontology annotation, molecular function: GTPase activity; GTP binding. Gene Ontology annotation, cellular component: plasma membrane; endosome membrane. Gene Ontology annotation, biological process: endocytic recycling. NCBI's taxonomy places the organism in Eukaryota, Metazoa, Arthropoda, Insecta, Lepidoptera, Gelechiidae. The coding region runs from base 158 to 760 and encodes 200 amino acids. The record is from RefSeq and is a predicted model, not a curated record. The transcript has 4 exons.
CAAAAAUGGCGGACAUAUUGUAAAGUGACGCAAGCGUAACGUUUUACGGCAUGCGUUUUACCAAUAUUUCUAUGGUUCAAGUGGUGUUAAAUCAAUUUCAAACGUUAAUAGUGAACACAUGACCAAUUAGAGAAGUAGUCACAAUAAUUUCUAAGCAAUGGCGCGCGAGUUUGACCACCUUUUCAAACUCCUGAUUAUCGGUGAUAGUGGUGUCGGUAAAAGCUGCCUUCUGCUACGAUUCGCCGACAACACAUUCUCUGGCAGUUAUAUCACGACGAUAGGUGUUGACUUCAAAAUAAGGACUUUAGAGAUAAAUGGUGAGCGAGUGAAGCUUCAAAUAUGGGACACGGCGGGGCAGGAGCGGUUCAGGACGAUCACAAGCACGUACUACCGGGGGACACACGGGGUCAUCGUAGUGUACGAUGUAACCAACGGAGAGUCCUUUGCCAACGUAAAGCGGUGGCUUCAUGAAAUCGAGCAGAACUGUGAUGUCGUCAACAAAGUCUUAGUGGGUAACAAGAAUGACUGCCCUUCCCGGAAGGUGGUAGUCACAGAGGAUGCGCAAAGGUUCGCCAAUCAGAUGAAUAUUCCUCUUUUUGAAACCAGCGCUAAGGAGAACAUCAACGUAGAAGAGAUGUUUCUAACUAUCACAAAAAUGGUACUAAGAUCAAAAUUGGAGAUGAAGGAACGACAAAAUGUACAAUCAAACGACACAGUACACCUAAGGAAGAGUCACAAAACCAAAAAGAAAUGCUGCUAGUGUCGACGUGCGCCGGCGCAGUGCCGAGGACGUUGCUUACACUACGCUCAAACAUUGAGACAUUUGUUGCACAACCCUUGUAGACGGACUUUGAUCCUACUGUGCGGUCCAAGAUACAAUAUUUUUAGUAACAUUUCCGUUUCUAGUAGAGUACCAUCACCCCUAAGAGUAUACACAUACAGGGCUAAGAGUUGUCAAUAUACCACCGGAAAGAGCUAUUUAUGCGUGAGGUGAUCUACUAAAUCCUCACAUAAGGUCAGUGUGAUAUGUUUUUAUAAUCCAAUAUUUUCCUAAUGUAUGUAAAACUGUUUUUGUACUAGAUCCCUUAGUACACGAAAAGGAGAGAUGUAACAUAAGCCCGAUUUGUGCCCGGUCAAUGGCCAUCAGCUCACCCCUUAUGAGGGACUUAGACGUAGCUGGCGAGGAGUAGGUGUUCUGUACACCUCUGCCUACCCCUUCGGGGAUGCAGGCGUGAUGCUAUGUUGUUAACAUAAGCCGGACUUAUCUCUAUUAGAGAUCUCUUCCAGUUAACUUGGUGAAAUAUUGCAUUAUUUUCAUUAAAUGUAUUGUACAAGAAGACCAAUCUCACGCUGUGUCAUCUUUGAUGCGUGACAAGAUAAAAGUCCUCAUUCAACUGAUAUGUUAAAGGAAGAGAGAAUUCUAUAGAAUAGUUUUAUUAUAUAAUCGAAUUGGAAAUUGUAAUAAGGAUGUUAUUGGUGCUAAUUCCCAUAGACACCAUCUAAUUUUAAGUUACACCUGUCAUUUUCUUAUCCGCCGAAAAGGAAAUGGACGUGUAAUCGACAGGUGUAAAAUUUACGGAAUACGUGAAUUUUAGGCUGAAAUGUAGACUCUAAUAACCCGACAGAAUUAAGUUGACAGCACACGUCAAACGGUUAGCAUACCAGCGCGAUACCUAUUUGUUUCGUCCUGGUUAAACAUUCAUUCACUCGUUCAUUUUAAAAUUAACAGCUGUCAAUCGUCGCUUUCCUUUUCGGCGGAUAAGAAAGUGACAGAUAUAACUUAAAAUUAGAUGGUAUCUACAGAGCGCCAUUGUACAUUUAUUUCAAUAGAUGUCUAAAAAACAUUGCAAUGCAAUUGUGUACAUAACGUCAUAUCAUUUGUAAUGGUUGCAGUGUUUUAGUAAAAUGAUAUUUUUUGAUUAAGGAUGCUGAUGUUACUAUAAUUUCUGUAAACAUUGAUUUAUAUAGACACUUGUCUAUGAUUUUAUUGAAAUAUAACGUAUCCUGCCGUAACGGUUUCCUGACGGCCACGGCGCGAAUUAUGUCGAGGGCUUCUACCAAUAGACGUAUGAUGUUUAUCUACGUAGCUUUCGCAGCAUCUGUUGGUAAAAGCCCCCGAUAUCGCAUCGGUAACGCUUUUUCAAAAUUUUGAAGAAACUAUACAUUGUAUGCUAUAAAUAAGUCGUUAAUUACAAAACUAUCCUGAUAUCAAAUGUUAUGAGAAGACUGGUUAGUAAACCACAGGGCAUAAAAAUUACAAGUUUCUUUUUUAAAAAUCAAUAUGACUGAAUAUUCUUUUUUUUUUUCAAAAAUUUUCAUCUGUCCUCUUUACGUUUUUAAUUAUUUAAAAAAAUGAUAUUAAUCAAAAUUAUUACUUCCUUUAAAAAAGUAUGUUUUUAAUCUUUUGGGGUAGGUAGCUCAUUGGGACAUUGUAUUACAGAUUACAAACAAAUUGUUGAUUUGUCCUUUUGUUUGAAUUUUGAAUACACAGAACAUUGGGAUAUUUUAGAAGGAAUAUGACAAAUUUAACUGUCCCUAACGAUAAUGUUAUUGAUAAUAAAAAAAUUGUGUCGCCUUAAGGAUUUCAGGGGAUAUGAAUGCAUAGUUAAUGUCUACGGUGUUUUCUCAUUGUCAAUAUGUGAUGGAAUGUCGUGUAUGCAGUGGAAUGUAUAUAGAAUAAUGUAUAACCACUAAAUAAAGAUAUUAAUGUUUGAAGCACACAGCGGGGAGAGGCCGGGAUGCCAGGUUUUGUGUAAAACCGCAAACGAUAUCUCACUCCAACCCAGUUGCCUUGAUGUGUGAAGCAAGCUCUUGUGGAUACGAACUUUCCAUUAAUUAUUUUUUGUCAUCUCCUGUAUCAAACACCAAAACCAACUUGCCCAAGUCUUAAGUGAGUCUGUAGAAAUUCAACACCUGGGUCAACUUGUACAAUAACCUACAUGCAGGCAUCCCAACAAUGGGCAUGCCUUGCGCGCCAUUACUGCUUAGCGAAAAACUGCUUAUGGUUGGAAGACCGAUCGCAUGUUUCAGAGGAAAAAAAAUGUCCUGGAAUGAUACAAAAUGAAUUGAAAGUUCAUUCUUAUUUUUUAUCAGUACAUGCUAAGCCCUAAAGUUAUAGCGUAAUGUUUCUAAAUAAUGUUACAAUAGUCUAGUUUCCAACUAGUCGAACCAAGGAGUUAAAAUGCCACAUCGAAGCAAUUUACCUAAAGAAGCAAUAUUGCAAUUUGACAUUUGCGCAGAUAAAAGUGCGCAAUGCACACAAAUUACAAAUAGCAAUAUUGCUUUUGUAGAGGAAUGACUUUGAUGUAAUCAUAAUCAUUUAUUUGUAAUUUUAUGUGGCCCUUUUAACCGCCCAGUUGCUUUUUAAUAAACGUCAAAAUGUAAUUGGUAUGAAUAAGCACACUGUGGCAUCAUAGAAAAUCGUGAUAAAAUGUCGGAGUUAUUAUAACGUUUUUCUUGAUUAAAAUUCAUAAAUUGUAUCGAAAAAAAAUAUCCCGACGAAUUGAGACCCUCCUUUUUUGGAAGUCGGUUAAAAAAUGUUUUCGUCAGUUUUAGAUUUGUCUUUAUUAGUAAUCAGUUUUCAUAAAUUCUAUUUGAAUUAUGAUACUUACUACCCCAUAGGAUGAAUGAGAAAAAGUAAUUAGUGGAAAGCUUCUGAGGGAGGAAAAUGUAUUCUUUUGAAUGUACGAAAACAAUCUUGUCACAUAAAGAUUUUUUUAGAACAAUAUUGUUAUAACAGGAUUAUAUAUUAAAAGUAUUAAUUUAUCGAGGAAAAUAUUAGUUUAAAUUAAUGAUUUGCGUAUUUAUGAAUGUAGAAGUCAAUCAUUGAGUGAUUCCCGGUAUUGUAAUCUCGUGUUCCACUUGUGUUGUAUAGAAACACAUUACUUUAUACUUUUUCGGGAUCCAGAAUGUUUAUGAAGUGAUAUCGUAUUUAUAGUUUUUUAAUUUAAAAACAUUGGCAAAGUAUAUGUGAGAUUGUGUCCAAAAUUCCAAAUUAAUAUGUACUAUUUAUUUAACGUUUAAAGGAUGUUGCAUUUUAUCUACUAUUGAAAUGUUAUAAAAUAAGUUACUUAUGCCUAUUUUCAAUUAUCUAGUGUUUUUAGGGUCUUUGUGUAUGAACUACUUUUUUUCAAACUGUACCUCCUAGUCUUUAGAUAAAAGCAAAAAUGGAAGAUACACUGUUUUGAUCUUGCAAUAUGUAUUCCAUUUAUGCUUUAAUUCAAGAUAAUAGUGAAUUAUUUGGAUAGUAAGCAUUCAUAUUUUAGUUCAAAAAAUUGUAUUGUUUUGUAUCGUAUUUAGAUAGGUAUGCUAAAUUAUUUUAAACCAAAUAUUUCUUGUGGGUCUUUUGUCUUAGCAUCAGGUCACCCUCAUUUUAUUACUUAUAAACCUAGAGAGAAUGCAACAAAUGUAUUUAAUUUGUGUCAAUCAUUCCGUACAGUUCUUUUUAUGUACAAUGUAAUACGACAUAUUUAUGCAUGUUUCGUCUUGCUCCAGUACUCAUAUUAUUUUAAGGGAUAUUGUUCAUACCAGCAUUUUAUUUGUUUUAAAAAUGUAAAUAGACGAUAUAUUUUGCCCAUAAUAA